Paramuricea clavata is the source of this 5868-nucleotide messenger RNA. The record is from the annotation of a GenBank genome assembly. Lineage: Eukaryota; Metazoa; Cnidaria; Anthozoa; Malacalcyonacea; Plexauridae.
AUGUACGAUUCUCCCACCCUAGGGUAUAAAUGAUGAAUAUAGUUCCUAAGUGCCGGUGGUAUUGUUGGCCCCCUGUUCAUUGCCUUCGAAGCUGGCCAUGGAAAUUGGUCAUGCUUAGCCUGCGAACAGGCUCUCAAGCUGAAUUGAGAGCCUGCAUCGAUGACUAAUGAAUUUGAAUAUCUGCGUCUCAAAUCGUGACGCGAAAUUCUCAUUGGUCAGAUGCUAUAAUUUAUAUGUUUCAGCUGAGCUCUAUAUAUGUCAACUGCCGAAGCCGGCUAUGCAUAAAAAACACAUUAACCGAUCAAAUUGGUCUUGGCCAUCUUAUCUCAAAGCACGAAAUGUUCUGUUUUGAGAAAACAGUAUUUAAAACAUUUGAACUUUUGCUUGAAUAUCUUAUAUUUCAAAAAACAGUAUAAACUGUACGGUCUAAAUUUAGUUCGCACGGUCUAAAUUUAGUUUGCACGAAAGUUGUAAACAACACCAUAUAAGGAUAGACAUUCCAUAUUUGGAAAAACGAACGUUACGGGGCAGAUAUUCAAAUUCAUUAGUCAUCGAUGCAGGCUCUCAAUUCAGCUUGAGAGCCUGUUCGCAGGCUAGGUCAUGCUAUGCUAAUAAGCGUGCAUCUAAAUAGGUUAAAAACAAGACAUUUCUAAAGGUUUGAAUAAUGUAAAUUUCUAUGGCUAGCUCGCCACUGCCCAUGUCUGAUACAUGUUUAUUUCGCUAGGUCUACUCGAGAUUCAGAUCCAUCGGAGCAAGAACCAAGACGAGCUGCUUGUAAUAAUUCACGAAGGGGGAUCAGAAGGGCGCCUGCGAGGAAGACGAACGAAAGAAGACAUGACAGCGGUCACAACAUUAAAAGUCCCUUGAAAAAAGUAAGAGUUUGCUUUAACUAUCCUUCCGAAUGACCAAUCACACGCAAAAACUGUAGUAAGCAAGCCACUGUACCAUCAAAGCAAAAUUAGUUUUAAGCUCUGAAUCGUCUUCCUUUUAUGAUCCAGUCAUGAAACGGUUGCCUUACUGCAGUUUCACGUUAUACGCGUCCACGUCGUACAAAAAUGUGAGUAUUAUUGUUGUUUUUGACAUUUAGGCGCGGUCAUUAAUUCAAUAUCACAAACUUCAACAACUGAACCAAGCCUGGCUGUUUUUGCAAUUAAUUAGUCAUUAAAAUAUAUAUUUAUUCCAUUCGUCAAAUAAAUACUAGAAUAUUGCCUUAACAUACACCGAAGGACGUACAAGAACAAACAGCCUCAUUAAGAAACGAAACAAUUUUUAAAAUCAUUGUUCCCUAUCAGCCAUUUCCCAAAGUCUUGGCAGCACACAUUUAAAUGAAAUGUUUGAUGUAAAAAGGAGAUAUUUCAUUUUUGGUCGUCUAAAAAGUUGAUAUUUUAUAGCAGAUACUUCUACUCUUUCACAUAUUUGACGCCUGUCACCAUAUAUUUUGUCCCUCCAAACGAUCCCAGAAUGCACUAAAGAUUUAUUACUCUCAGCUAUAAAUAGCCGCAACGUCAAUCUGUUUUCAUUUCUGACAUUGAAAUCAAUGCUUCCACAUUUAAAUGUUCAAUUUCCAUAUAUGGCAGCAAAAUAAAAUUCCGUAAAUUACCUAUGCUAUCUCUAAAUAUCGUACGUUAUCCAACAUAUUUCAAUUUGAGGCCUGGGACGAGUUUUAAAUUUGGGAUACCGACAAUCUCGUACCCAAAGCCAUUAGGGACGAGUUUGAUAAAACAUGAUAAAAACAUGUGGAGCACAGGUGUACACAGAUCAGCAGGGCACUAGCUAGGUCCAUACUAUGUGUAAUAUUCAUUGAAAACGGAUUAAUUGGAUUUUUAACGCAUAUUUUAGCACAAUUUACAAUAUUUUCUGGAUACUGAAAUUUUCAUAGAAUUUUCAUCAUUUUUUUCAGUUUCACAAAAAAUUUCCUUCCAGAUUUUUAUUAAAUUAACGAAUUUCUCGAAAUGUUGGGAAACCGAGGUGGCGGAUUGCUUUGGUUGGUUGCUGGGCUACACUAAUUCUGGGGGUUAAGAUGGAUGCUAAGGUUUUCCUCAUCUCGUCUUUCCCUUUCUUCUGCAAAACCUCUAAAGACCUGAACAUUUCUGUAACCUAGAAUACUAUUUCCUAUGUUAGUACUAAUGUGCGUAUUUAUAUCCCAGGCACCACAUCCAUUAGGAUGCCUCAGUCCCAACAAAGAAUUCUCGACAGAUGCUGGUGAACCUAGCCAACAAUACUUGCAAGGCCAUGGUGAUAAGCUCCAUGAUAAUGACAGCGAGCAAGGGGAAUAUUCAAGGUUGACAACUCAAACAUCGUCCGAAACAUCCUCUCUGACAUCUUUACAUAGUUCUCUUGACGAGCAUCAUAAGGAGAACAAUACCCGGGAUCAGAUGUCUGAGGUUGCAAGCAGCCACGAGCUAUCUGUUAAAAGUGAAAACCUGAUCGAGGUGAAGGAUGUUUCAGGAGUCAAACGAAAGCUCAGCGAAAGUGAUAUGUCAGAUGCGGUAUGUUAUUUAGUACUGUAUUUGCUCUAUUUAGUCCCCAGCCUUUUAGCCCCCACCCAUUCUAAUUGGCCCACUGUUUAGGUCUGAGCUCCCAUCCUCUAUUAAUUACGUAAUUUUCAAUGUGAUAGACGAAAUCGCAGUUUCGACUGCGCAUUCUGGGCUGGAAACAAAUUGCAGUUGAACUAUAACAUGUAGCUGGGACAGGAAGAAUUAGAAUAUGCAUAUCAAAGUAUUGGAAUGUUCAGUCAUUAUUUGAAUAUGCAAAAUGUUGCUCAACGACCAAUUAGUUUCGGCACGGUUGAUUAAAUUAGAAAAUAUAUUCCCUUUGGCGUACCUUUCUUUAUUUUGUUUUACACAGGCGGCAAAAUAUGCUAGUGUAAAAAUGAUUUAAUUUGAUAUUUACAAUUUUUGAUAUAUUACAAUUAAACAAGUUCAAUAAUUUGAUAUGCAUACAGUACUGCUCAGAAAUAACCUAAUGUUGGUAUUUUUUCUAUGUAGACAUCUACGUCCGGUCGUGUCAAAAAGCGAAAAAGUGCGCGUCUCACUGGAUGGUUCACAUGUGGCAGUAAUUUCGAAAAGAUUUCCUGACAUUAAAACUGCGUUGUUUCGUUUACUGGAAAGCGUACGGUAGGUACUGUUAUAAAGCCUGUUUUCCCCAUCAAUCGUAUCGUAAGGUAUCGCAGUGUUUUCUUUUGUGUUGAACAGGUGCGGAUCCACAGGUGGGGGGGGGGGGCAACAGAUACGCGAGAAAGUAUUCAUGCAUCAAUACUACGGGUCACCAUUAUAACGCAGGGUGUUAGCCAGGAUUUAAAAAGUGGCCGUCCAAAAUAAUUUUGUGGGCGUGGCCACAAAUUUUCGUGGUCGUGGUCACAUGUUUUUGGGCGUGGCCGCAAUUUUUUGUUGUAGUGGAAUUGUGGUGUUCUAUUCGUUAAACCUUUUUACUUUUAGAUGCACAUUUCCGUUAUUAAAUUAGUAAAAGCACACGUAUGGUAUGAACCGUAUGAUCACUACGAUGUACAGUAUAUAUAAUGAAAAACACAAUACAGCAGUGUAGUGUUUAAUUUUUUUAUCAAUCGCCGAUAUGUUUCCCUUUUUUUAUGCGUUUGGCUCAUUUUAUAGCCAUCUUUACCGUAACUGUAAGGCUAAAGCACGUGACGCUCGAGCGAUUGCUGUUUUUUUAAAACAGCGCUUUCAAAUUAUUCUCCUUGAUACUUUAUGCGAGAAUCAUCAACAUGGUUAAUUACAAAAACAAGGCGCGUUUGUCGAUACUUCAAUUCAGCCAUAAGUAAAGUAAACAGCAGAUGACAACAAUUCGAAGUAUUCAAGAAAUAUUACAAAGCUUGUAAAUUGCUAUUUAAAGAAAAUAUUCCCUUAGGUCGUCCAUGGCCGUCCAUUAAAAUUUAGCCGUCCGAAUUCAGAAGUGGCCGUCCGUAGGACGGUCGGACGGCCGCCUGGCUAACACCCUGUUAUAACGUACAGUAGCGCUUUUCUUACCGGCUUUUUGCCCAAAAUACAAGUACUCUGAAGACAAAUUUUAGGAAUAAAUGUAGUGCUCAGAAUGCAGGCAAUGGCAUUUCAGGGCUUCAAAUUUCAAUAAUAUUCUGGAGACAAUGCCCCGCUACCCCUGUUGUAAUGCACCCCAUCUGGAAAACCUCUACCAAAUCAGGCUAGAUCCGCUCCUGGUGUUGAUGUCAUUAAUGUUGUUGUAGUGCUUAGUAUGCAACAAAGGGAUACGUUUCGUGACGGUACGGUUUAAAUGUAAAGCCUGGUUUACACCAUUCAAGUUUCUGUGAUAACAAUGGGAAGUUUGCAUGGGUAAAUUCCAAGUCUUGAAGGAUUUGUAAGUAAUGUUAGAUAGAACUGACCCAGUGUUUACCAUUAAAGGCUGCAGCAUUCCAGUUACGCGUUUUUCAUACGUGCGUACACGCACGUAAAAGUUGAAUUCGCUUUACAUCCUACUUAUGAAAUAACUAAAUUUAUAAAAGGACAGCAUUCAGUUUUGUGUAUGAUUUAGGCUAUGUUUACAUUGCAUCGGAUCGGUUUUUGCUUCGUUCACGAAACGUUACGGCCCAAGUGUAAACAGCUUCCGCCCUCGCGCAACAAAAUACAAAAAUAUUAUAAGUGAGCAAGCUAUACCCGCAAAUAAGAUUAGAAUAGCAAGUCUUUGUUUCCCUGAUGCCAUCUUGAGUUACGCAUUGAACAGAAAAUUGCUCCGAUUGGUGUUUACAUUGCAAUGAGAGCGACGGAGCGUUGCAACUGAACCGAUCCGAUACACAGCGCACCACUUCGAAGAGCGAACCGCCGCACCACCGGUCCGUUGCAGAAAUUGAGACGAUAACAACAUUUCAUAUGUAAACAGAAGCCCUAUCCGGUAUGGUUUUUGCGUCGGACGCAAAGUGAUCCGAUACAGUGUAUUUGUUAAGGUUAUUUGCACUUAUAUAUGAAAUUUUAAGCGAAUUCAACUUUUACGUGCGUGUACGCACGUAUGAAAAACGCGUAACUGGAAUGCAGCCUUAAGUCAGUUUGCUCAAACAUUUCUUACAAAUCCUUUUCCCACGAAAAAUUCCUACUGUGAUCACAGACACUUUGGUAGUGUAAAUCAGGCUGGAAGGACCUUUUCUACUUCAACCGUAUCGUAAAUUAUCGUAGCAUUUUCUUUUCUGUGAAAGUCAUAGGGAUAUAUUUGACCUUUUUGCUGCCAUCUUUAAGCACUAACUGUAACCAAUGACGACAUAACACACAAAAUAUAAUAUGCCCGAUAACUUGGGAACGAGAUAAACUGCAUGGGAAUAAAUUGUUAAGGCAUUCUUGAUAAUUUUCAUGUCAAUUUCAAGUGAUACCUAAAAACUGGGGAAAAAUUUCGCAUCCCUUGCACCAUAGAAUAAAGAUCCAUAUAGAAGGGCCACUUACGUCGGAAGCUUUGAAGUUUCUGUCCUCGCGCAUGUCGCAUUACGCAUGUUGGCCGCCAUUUUCCUAGCCAGUCAAUGACAUUUUCUGGCCAAUAAACACGCUGUACUGGCUGGCUGCUCCGCCUUCUGGCCAGUAAACUGCAUAUUUUUGCAUGAAAAAACGAGGACACGUUGCACCGCUGAGUGGCCCUUCUGUUACUGAUCUUUAUUCUGUGCCUUGCACUUUAACUAAAACUUUAUUUCAUUUUUUCAGGUUUGAGCCCCUGCUUCUUUCCGCAGUAUGUGCAGCCAUUCGACGCAUCUUAAAUAAUAACCUGAAAUUAACAACCUGCUAAUUUAGGAUGUAAAAUAUAUUUUAUUCUAUAUGAACUCAACAGUGAUUCUUAUUUUAAUCAAUAAAUGUGUCCUAUUUCUAUCGAAAAUUUAAUUUGUGUAUAGUAAUAUUAUUUGGAAUUAUUUUGGCUUCAACC